AUGUGGCUUCUCAAGGUUUUUUCUCUUGCAUGUUUGACUGCUGUUUGUGCAGGACAGGAUGAUUCACAUGCAGUAACACGCACUAUACAAGAAAAUGAAUUAGUCACAACUAAGCCACAACCUGACCCACCCACACCAAUUCUCCAGCGGCUGACAAAGUGGUCUGAUGUUUUCGAAACUGAAGAGCUGCAGUUCAGGUGUGAAGUAAACGGCACAGAGUGGACAUACAGCUGGUACAAAAAUAAUGAGAAGCUUCAUGAGGAACAGUCGUUGCUAACAAUCUCUUCAGUCGAUCACACCCAUGAAGGACAGUACUCGUGCAAAACUCACCUGAAAUCCAAAGGAGUCGAGUCUGAAUCCAGCAACACAGUUGAUGUGAAAGUUUAUACAAAACCCAAGCCCACUGUGACCCGAAGUUCUGAUUAUGCCAUGAUGUACCCUAAAGAACCAAUCGACUUCACAUGCAAGGUCGAUGUAUCAUCUGAGUGGGAAUACGUGUGGUACCAUAAUGGGACCGAAAUUUCAGAUUCAAGCUCAGAAAAACACACUAUACACACUAUAGGUCAUCCUGACAGUGGAAAGUACCACUGCAAAGCUAAGCGAGGAUCAUUCUACACAGAGGCCAGUGGUACCAUCAAUCUGCAGGUUUCUGACCCACCCACACCAAUUCUCAGGCGGCUAACAAAGUGGCUUGAUGUUUUUAAAAAUGAGGAACUGCAGUUCGGGUGUGAAGUAAACGGCGCAGAGUGGACAUACAGCUGGUACAAAAAUAAAGAGAAACUUCAUGAGGACCAGUCGUUGCUAACAAUCUCUUCAGUCGAUCACACCCAUGAAGGCCAGUACUCGUGCAAAGCUCACCUGAAAUCCAGAGUCGACUCCGAAUUCAGCAACACAGAUGAUGUGAAAGUUUACGAAAUCCCUGUUCCAUCAGUGAGGCCUUUAACCCAGUGGUUGGAUAUAUUCCCCACUGAGGGGGUGCAACUAAGCUGCAGGAUGCAGGGCAGCUCUGGCUGGAAAUACACAUGGUACAAAAAUGCAGAAAAGGUCCAGGUUGGUAAAACGGUGAAAAUUGAAAAUGAUGGAAGCAGGCUUACCAUCAGCUCUUCUUCUACCUCGGACCGUGGAAAGUACAGCUGCUUUGGGAAACUGGAGGACAGAUCUGUCAUCAGCAGCUUCAGCUCCAAUCUCACACUUUAUGUUUAUGAUACAAUACCGAAAGCCACGAUUGUGCAGAAUCCCAAGGCCAGUUUGAUGCACACUGAAGACUGGGUCUCUCUCAGCUGUCACGUCAAUGUCUCAUCUGGAUGGGACUAUAUGUGGUUCAAAGAUGAGAGUUCACUUGUCUCAUCUGGGAACACUCACAACAUCUCCUCUGUGGUGGUAUCAGACAGCGGAUCAUACAAAUGUAAGGUUAAAAGAGGCAACGUGUUUAAGCCAACCCAGAGUGAAGCCAUUGCGAUCAAGAUCGAAGAGCGCCCACAGGCUGAAAUAAUCUUGCAAACAAAAUGGUUGGAUGCCUUUGCAACAGACAGCUUAGCGCUCAAGUGUGAGGUGAAAGAUGAGAAUUCGUGGAACUUUACCUGGUUCAUGGAGAACGACAAACUUGAGGAGUCAACCUCAGAGAGACAUAUAGUUACACCCAACAAUGACCCUGAGCAGCAUCCGUACACCUGCCAGGGCGUCCGCCAGGGGAGACCAUUUUAUUCAAAAAUGAGUGCUCCUUUAAAGACCAAGAAUCUUCUCUUGAAGAGAAGAAUCCUUCUUUCUAUCUCUGGCCUACUCUUCUUUGGAAUCAUCGCCAUCUUCCUCGGAUGCAUUGCCCUCAAAUUCUUCCGCAAACCAGCUGCAGAGAAUGAGUUACCAGAUGAGAACGACCUGUUUCUCAGCAUGACGAAGACCAAAGACUCUCCUGAUGGACCCUGUCCUCUGGUUGAGUUCAUCACUGAGGCCUCUCUGAAGGCCAGCCCCAAAGCGGUGGAAGAGAAUGGGGAAAUCUGCAGCGAAACAACCUCAUUACCAAUAAUAUUAGAAGAGAACCAAGCUGUGAUGACUGACACCAACAAUGCCACAGAAAAUGGUUGCGGGCUGGUUUCCUUUAAAGCAUGA
Messenger RNA from Menidia menidia (Atlantic silverside), 2106 nucleotides. NCBI's taxonomy places the organism in Eukaryota, Metazoa, Chordata, Actinopteri, Atheriniformes, Atherinopsidae. The record is from the annotation of a GenBank genome assembly.